GUAGCGUUCCAGUAAUCCAGUUCCUUUUCAGUGGGUUAUAUUUAAUAAUUAUUUAACAUUUUAUAUUUUUAUGUUCUUCAACCUAUGUGUAAUGUAGCGUAAUGCAUUCCUAGUACAAUGACGAUGAACAUCCAUAAAAUCUGUGGCGUUAAUGGAAGUCUUGAUUUGCUACAAGAAGGCAAUAUUUCAUCUUGUUUCAUUCAACUUUAUCUCAUUUGCCCUGUUCAUGCCAUCUUAGCUGCCAUCAAUGUCUACUACAUUCGAAAACAUCAAGAAAACCACGUUUGUACACUUGGACUAAUCAUCAAGUCAAUCCAACUAUUAUCUGCGCUUGUUGUCCUAAUAGUUGUUACCCAAAUUGCUUGUUCAUUAUCUCAACUCCAAGAUUACAAUCCAGUAUCCUACUAUUUAUCGUUAGCAUUUAUUGCAUUGGCAUGGUUUUUGACAUCAAUUUACAUGCAACUGAAAAACAAGCCUUCAUUUAUUUUUUGCACAUUUCUUAUACUAUCAUGGGGCACAACAAUUGCACAAACUUGUAGAAUUAUCAUCCAUAGUGAAUCUAGUGAACACACUAUGAAUAACAAGCAUCACAGAGUUGAAAAUUAUGGUUGUCUUGUUCGCCUUGUCUUGCAAACCUUAGCUGUGGUCAUGUUGAUGGUAGUACGGUUAAAAUGGAAUUCCAGUGGUGCUCCAAACAAACGUUUGCACACAGGUAUUCAAGCUGAGGCCAGCGAAACAGACAAGCUGUUAGGUUCAGAGGAUUUCCGUGUAUAUUACAGUGGUCUUUCAAAAGAUUAUCCAUCAGAAGAGCUCCGUAAGGUUGAUGAAAACUCUGGAAUAUUGUCAAGGACUAUGUUCUGGUGGGUAUACGAACUUAUGAAGAAAGGUCUGGAAGACAAACUGAAAGUUGCUGAGGAUUUGUAUUGCCUGCCAGCAUCAUUGUCCACCAAACACAUUGCAGAAUCAUUUCGAAGAAUACUCCAAAAAAUGCACAAGUCUCUAAACAGAAAUGAUCAUGGGACAUGCGGAUCUGAUGAAAAGAAUAAUGCGACAAAGUAUUUAUUGUUAAAGGCUCUGCAUAAGGCAUUUGGUGUGCAGUAUUAUUCAAUUGGUAUUUUGAAAUUUCUUGGUGACUGUCUUGGGUUUGCUGGGCCAUUGUUAUUACAUGCACUCGUCUCGUUUAUGGAGAACAAACAGGAACCGAUGGAACAUGGAUACUAUUACGCUGCUGGGCUGUUUGCUUCUACUUUAGUUGGUGCAUUCAUUUCUGCACAUUAUGGAUAUCUUGUGAAUAAAGUUGGAUUGAAGAUUAGAGCUGCUGUGAUAACGUCUGUUUAUCACAAAACUUUGGCUGUUAAAUCCACUGGUCUUUACUUGUUCUCAACUGGCGAGGUGGUUAACUUCAUGAGCACGGAUACAGAUCGUAUCGUCAAUUUUUGUCAAAGUUUUCAUCAGUUUUGGAGCCUUCCUUUUCAAGUUGCGGUUUCUUUGUAUCUGCUUCAUCAACAGGUUGGCUUAUCGUUUCUGGCUGGAUUGUGUUUUGCCAUCCUACUCAUUCCUAUAAAUAAAUGUCUGGCUGUGAAAAUACGGAAAUAUUCUGAAAACAUGAUGGAGAAAAAAGACGCAAGAGUUAAGGUAAUGAACGAAAUUCUUUAUGGUAUUCGAGUGAUCAAAUUUUAUGCUUGGGAAAGAAUGUUCUCCUCAAAAGUUCAUGAACUCAGAUCUGGGGAAUUAAAGAAUUUGAAAGGGAUGAAAUAUCUAGAUGCCCUGUGUGUAUAUUUCUGGGCUACAACUCCUGUGCUGAUAUCAAUCUUGACAUUCUGUACUUACGUCUUAUUAGGAAACACAUUGACAGCUGCCAAGGUAUUCACAAGUAUUGCUUUAUUCAACAUGUUAAUAUUUCCUCUGAACGUCUUUCCUUGGGUAAUUAAUGGUUUGAUCGAGGCCUGGGUCUCGCUAAACCGGGUGAACAGGUUUCUAAUUCUGGAAGAACUGGACUUGAAAGAAUUUUACAGUUCAAGCAUCGGAAAUGGUAAAAUGGAUUCCAGAACAAUGAUUCUUCUAGAGGAUGCUGAUUUCACGUGGAACUCUGGUGGACUUGAGGCUGAUCUGUGUUCAACUAAAAAUGACGAUGUUGGUCAUUCAAAUGAUUUAUUAAAACACAAAGAAAGUGAUGGGAAAGCUGAAGAAAAAGUCGCUCAUACACAGCCAUUGCAGAAGAUUAAUCUAUCUGCUUAUCAGGGUCAAUUCAUUGGCGUUAUUGGCCACGUGGGUUCUGGCAAGAGUUCUCUUCUCUCCGCAAUUACCGCUGACAUGGACAAAUCGCAGGGCAAGGUUUAUGUGGCUACGCUACAAGAUGGUUUUGGACUCGCUAGUCAAGAACCAUGGAUACAACACGCUACUGUGAGAGAGAACAUACUGUUCGGAAAGGCUUUUGAUCGCAGCAAAUACCAGGCAGUUCUAAAGGCGUGUGCCCUGGAGGAGGAUUUAAAAAUACUUCCUGCUCAUGAUCAAACAGAAGUAGGAGAAAAUGGCGUUACACUUAGUGGAGGACAGAAGGCAAGAAUCUCGCUGGCACGAGCAAUUUAUCAGGACAAAGAAAUUUAUCUUCUGGAUGAUCCAUUAGCCGCAGUUGAUACUCACGUCGCCUCACACAUCUUCACACAUUGCAUUAUGGGUGUUCUUAAACAUAAGACCAGAAUUCUUUGCACGCAUCAUUGGAAAUACCUACAUGAUGCUGACGUGAUUGUUGCCAUGGAGCACGGGAAAGUGGCUUGUAAUGGUUUCCCGAAUGAAGUUUUGAAGAAAACUACUUGGAUCAGUAAAAUGUCACGAAAGAAAGUUGAAGAAAAUCUUUCUGAUCCAGGUUUAGUUGAGGAGGAAGAAAAAGAUGUUGGUGUUGUAAAAUACGAUGUUUAUCGUUCAUACUGGCAAGCCGCUGGUGUCUGUUUGACAAUCAGUAUCUUACUCUCUUUGUUUCUAAUGCAAGCCUCUCGUAACAUCAGUGACUGGUGGCUGGCUUACUGGAUCUCUCACGACAAACAUUCCCAAUCCACCAAUGAUACGUCUUCAUAUGGUCACGUGCUCUGGCCACCUCACGCGUCCAGUGAAGUCCACAGCGACCCUGAGGUUCUUCACGCCACUCAUCUUAGGAUCAAGACUGGAAGUUUAACAUUUUACCUCGUUGUUUACGGAGGAAUAGCUUUUGCAAAUACGGUUUUUACGUUUUUUAGAGCGUUUCUCUUCGCCUACGGCGGAGUAAAGGCCGCCCAGGUUAUUCACGAGAAACUUUUGAAGAGUAUCCUUGCAGCACCCGUGUCAUUCUUCGACGUAACGCCGAUUGGGCGUGUGGUGAACAGAUUCUCGUCUGAUACAUAUUCUAUCGAUGAUUCUCUGCCAUUUAUGAUGAACAUAUUUCUGGCUCAGUUGUUUGGUGUCGUUGGUACAAUAUGUAUUACAUGUUAUGGUCUCCCAUGGUUUUUACUAGUUCUUUCCCCUCUCGCCUUUUUUUACUUCAAGAUUCAGAAUUACUACAGAAAGACAUCCAGAGAGGUCAAGCGUUUCAUGACCGUUACUCUUUCUCCAGUCUACGCGCAUUUCUCGGAAACCUUGAAUGGCUUGCCGACCAUCCGUGCGCUCAGGGCCUCGGAACGAUUCCGGGUCGAGAAUGAGAAGAGACUAGAACUGAAUCAACGCGCAAAUUUUUCUGGUCUAGCGGCGUCACAGUGGUUGAGUUUACAUCUUCAAAUGCUUGGCGUUGCUAUGGUUACUUGCGUCUCGUUUAUUGCUGUGUUGGAACAUCACUUUAGCUCAGUUGAUCCAGGUUUGGUUGGUCUCGCUAUUUCCUACGCUCUAACGAUAACGAAUCAACUCUCAGGUCUCGUGACGUCAUUCACUGAGACCGAAAAACAGAUGGUCAGCGUAGAGAGAGCAAUGCAGUAUGUCAGCGGCGUUCCACAUGAAGUUGAUGGACUCUGCAUUCCUCCGUUAUCUUGGCCAAAUCAAGGAAAAAUUACCUUCAAUAACGUUUCGCUUAUUUACAGGCCAGGUCUCCCGCCAGCAUUACGUCAAGUAACGUUUGAAACUCUGCCAAAUGAGAAAAUUGGAAUUGUUGGUCGAACAGGAUCUGGGAAGUCCAGUUUAUUUCUUGUUCUCUUUAAGAUUGUUAGCCUUCAAAGCGGUCAUGUUACAAUAGACGGUCUUGAUAUUGCAACAUUACAUUUAGGAAGAUUAAGGUCAUCUCUGGCGAUUAUUCCACAAGACCCGUUCCUCUUUUGUGACAGUGUGAGGAAGAAUGUCGACCCAACAAAUCAAUUUGACGACGCUCAGUUAUGGCAUGUUCUUGACUGUUGUUACCUUAAACAAGCAGUUCUUGAACUAGGGGGACUCGAAGCAAAUGUGGGUGAACGCGGUCGUAAUCUUUCUUGUGGCCAAAGGCAAUUGAUAUGUCUUGCAAGAGCUUUGUUGACGAAAGCAAAGGUUUUGUGUAUUGACGAGGCAACUGCAAGUGUGGAUUUUGAGACGGAUAAGUUGAUUCAAAAGGCGAUACGGGAUGAAUUUCAGUCAAGUACUGUUCUUACUAUAGCGCACAGAAUUGAGACAAUCUUGGACAGUGAUCGUGUGCUGGUGAUGGACAAGGCUCAAGUCGCAGAAUUCGGCCCUCCUGACGAAUUACGAAGAAAUAAAGACUCGUUAUUUUCAACUUUAAUAAACGAGACGUACUAACGGAAGAUUGCUUCCAAUUUUUAGGGAUGAUAAAUGUAAAGCAGUUAGAAUUCUAAAAUUUAUAUUAAUAAAUGCAAAAAUGGCUUUAUGUUUAUUUAUAUAUCUAGAGAAAAUAAA
Dendronephthya gigantea is the source of this 4842-nucleotide messenger RNA. Its product is annotated as multidrug resistance-associated protein 7-like. The record is from RefSeq and is a predicted model, not a curated record. Gene Ontology annotation, molecular function: ABC-type transporter activity; ATP hydrolysis activity; ATP binding. NCBI's taxonomy places the organism in Eukaryota, Metazoa, Cnidaria, Anthozoa, Malacalcyonacea, Nephtheidae. Gene Ontology annotation, biological process: transmembrane transport. Gene Ontology annotation, cellular component: membrane.